CACAGGCGCCGGGUCCUGCGGCCUCCUCCCGGACAAAAGGGCGUAGGGAAGCGAAGCCGCCUGGGCAGUAAGGCUGUGGAAAGCGAGGGCAGGCGGUCUCGGUUGUGAAUAUUUUCUGAUUUUUCCAGAAAUCAAGCAGAAGAUUGAGCUGCUGAUGUCAGUUAACUCUGAGAAGUCGUCCUCUUCAGAAAGGCCAGAGCCUCAGCAGAAAGCUCCCUCUGCACCGCCACCUCCACCACCACCCCCUCCGCCGCCCCUGCCGGAGCCCACCCCACCAGAGCCAGAGGAGGAGAUCUUGGGCUCUGAUGAUGAGGAGCAAGAGGAUCCCGCAGAUUACUGUAAAGGAGGCUAUCAUCCAGUGAAAAUUGGUGAUCUUUUCAAUGGCCGGUACCAUGUUAUUAGAAAGUUAGGAUGGGGACACUUCUCUACAGUCUGGCUAUGCUGGGAUAUGCAGGGGAAAAGGUUUGUUGCAAUGAAAGUUGUAAAAAGUGCCCAACAUUAUACAGAGACAGCCUUGGAUGAAAUAAAGUUGCUCAAAUGUGUUCGUGAAAGUGACCCUAAUGAUCCCAACAAGGAUAUGGUUGUGCAGCUGAUUGAUGACUUCAAAAUUUCUGGAAUGAAUGGAAUUCAUGUCUGUAUGGUCUUCGAAGUACUUGGACAUCAUCUCCUGAAAUGGAUAAUCAAAUCCAAUUAUCAAGGCCUUCCCAUUCGUUGUGUAAAAAGUAUAAUUCGACAGGUACUUCAAGGUCUAGAUUAUCUACACAGCAAGUGCAAGAUCAUUCAUACGGAUAUAAAGCCAGAAAACAUUUUGAUGUGCGUGGAUGAUGCCUAUGUUCGUAGAAUGGCUGCUGAAGCUACUGAGUGGCAGAAAGCUGGUGCUCCUCCCCCCUCUGGCUCAGCAGUGAGUACAGCUCCACAACAAAAGCCUGUUGGAAAAAUAUCCAAAAACAAAAAGAAAAAACUGAAGAAAAAACAGAAGAGGCAAGCAGAACUGUUAGAGAAACGCCUGCAGGAAAUAGAAGAACUAGAGCGAGAAGCUGAAAGGAAAAAAAUAGAAGAAAAUGUAACCUCAUCUGUACCAUCAAAUGAACAAGAAGAUGAGUACCACCCAGAGGUGAAACUAAAAACAGCUGAUAUAGAAGAGGUAGUAGAUGAAGAACCGGGAAAUGAUGAUGGUGAAGCAGACGAUCAGGAUGAAAAAGAAGACACAGAGAAAGAAAACACUGAGAAAGAUGACGAUGUUGAGCAGGAACUUGUCAACACUGACCCUACAGACCCUAAGUGGAUAGAAUCCCCCAAAACAAACGGCCAUAUUGUGAACGGCCCGUUCCUGUUGGAACAACAGAUUGAAGAUGAAGACGAGGAAGAGGAAGAAUGUCCAAAUGCAGAGGAGUAUAGUCUUGAUGAGCCAAAUGCAAAAAGCGAUUAUUCUUAUAGCAGCUCCUAUGAACAGUUUAAUGGUGAAUUGCCAAAUGGACGUCAUAAAAUUCCUGAGUCACAGUUCUCUGAAUUUUCAGCUUCAGUGUUCUCUGGGGCUCUAGAGUCUGUAGCUUGUGGUUCUGCUGUUUCUGAAGGAUCAACUGUAACCGAAAGAGAGGAGAGCAGCCCAUCUCACGACAGGAGCAGAACAGUUUCAGCUUCAAGCACUGGGGAUUUGCCAAAAACAAAAACUCGUGCUGCUGACUUACUGGUGAAUCCACUGGACCCAAGAAAUGCAGAUAAAAUUAGAGUUAAAAUUGCUGACCUGGGGAAUGCCUGCUGGGUACAUAAACACUUCACAGAAGACAUCCAGACAAGACAAUAUAGAUCCAUAGAGGUUUUAAUAGGAGCAGGUUACAGUACACCUGCUGAUAUCUGGAGUACAGCAUGUAUGGCUUUUGAGCUAGCGACUGGAGAUUAUUUGUUUGAACCACACUCUGGUGAAGACUAUUCCAGGGAUGAAGACCACAUAGCACACAUCAUAGAGCUGCUAGGCAAUAUCCCAAGGCACUUUGCUCUAUCUGGAAAAUAUUCUCGGGAAUUCUUCAAUCGCAGAGGAGAGCUCCGACACAUUACCAAGCUGAAACCUUGGAGUCUCUUUGAUGUGCUUGUGGAGAAGUACGGUUGGCCUCAUGAAGAUGCUGCACAGUUUACAGAUUUCCUGAUCCCCAUGCUAGAAAUGGUCCCAGAGAAGCGUGCUUCAGCUGGAGAAUGCCUUCGGCAUCCGUGGCUGAAUUCUUAGCAGUCUCUCCCAGCUGUAAAAUAAAAGCCAGCAACCACUUCCCAAUGCAUUGGACCUAAGCGGUGACUGUCACCAGUUCUUUAGCAGGAUCACACGUGAGCUGGCUUCAAUCCUCAGACCUUUAUUUUGCUUGAGGUACUGUUUGACAUUUUGCUUUUGUGCACUGUGUUCUUGGGGAAGGGUGGUCUUUCUGUCUUCAGCUAGUAGUUUACUCACCCACUUUCUUCAGAAAACACUUACCGUGUCUUUAAGCAUUGUUUCUUGUGUUGUGUGGCAUUCAGAUGUCAGAUUUUGGAACAAAGGAAACUUCCCCCCCAUGUGUUUUGGCAAGUUUUUUAACUAUUUAUGAAAAAAAAAAAAGAAAAAAAAUAUUUUAGCUGAUGCAUAUUAUAUAAUUUACAAGUGUAAGAAAUUUAUCAAGUCAGAACCGAGUUACGGCGAUGAAUUGUACAAUUUUAUCUGCUGGCAAAGGGACGUCAUCCUUGUAUUAUAGUGUAUGUAAAUGCACCCUGUAAAUGUUUAUUUCCAUUUAAAUAUGGGACUGGGGACUCAAUUUCAGAGUAAAGCGACUUAAGUUUUAGAGAGCUUUCUAGCAAACCAAUUGCAUGUAGUGGACUUCAAACUGCUUUAAGGAAUUGUGCAAACUUUCUAUUCUGUAGCAGUUCCCAUUCAUUGGAUUUCCAACAAAGUGGCUCUGGUUUACAGGAUUUCAUUCCCCAAACGGCACUUUAAAGGAAGGCUGGACUUCUUUCUAAUACAGUAUGCAUUGUCAUUUAGCACUCCCUUUUAGAACUUUUGCCUAUUUUAAGUGCUUUUAAGAAAAGGAAACUAGCGAUUUCCCUUCCAGUGUGAUAGUGAAGACAUGGUACCAUAUGGUGUUGCCUUUUUAUAAGCACUGUAAGUUGUACUAUACCUUAAGAAAAAAAAACAACCAGUAAUUAAAAGUAGAGCAUGAGAACCACUCUCUGUGUAGAAUUACUGAUCUUUUAUAAUAAAAGUGUGUGCUUGGCAUCAGGUAAGGAAGGAUAGAGCUGCCAAUAUUUACGGUGCAGUGGGCAACGUAGUCCAAGAAGCGAGCUCAUGCUCAUUCCAUUCACAGCUUUACAUGUUUCUAAACCAAAUUGCACUAGCUUUGUUCUCUGCCAUGAGCAGACGUACAACGAGGACCCAUUGUAAGUUGCACGCAACAAUUACGUGUUUCCUAGGACACGAAAAGGCUGCAUAGGCUGAAGCUCACAGGCAAUACAGGUUUUGGAAUGUACAGGGAGGAGGAGGUGUGGUUUGGCCUCUCUCUAGAAGUCGGUGGGAUGAAUGUAAGGUGACUCCUGACCUUCAUGUAACUACGGUGCCACUUUUUUCUUGACUUUGUCCAUAUGAAACUUAUUCACAUGCCUUUGCAAUAACUAGAUUGUGAGAAGAUCGCCCCAUGCUGUAACAAUAACCCAUUGUUUGAGGUGCUUGCAGUUGUCUAAUUAAAGUGUUUUGUUUUUUCA
This is a messenger RNA of Nestor notabilis (Kea), 3714 nucleotides long. It is a transcript of the gene SRPK2, whose product is annotated as SRSF protein kinase 2. Lineage: Eukaryota; Metazoa; Chordata; Aves; Psittaciformes; Psittacidae. Gene Ontology annotation, molecular function: ATP binding; protein kinase activity. The record is from RefSeq and is a predicted model, not a curated record. The coding region runs from base 155 to 2221 and encodes 688 amino acids. Gene Ontology annotation, biological process: protein phosphorylation; spliceosomal complex assembly; regulation of mRNA processing. The transcript is spliced from 15 exons.